This is a messenger RNA of Plasmopara halstedii, 225 nucleotides long. RefSeq lists its product as uncharacterized. NCBI's taxonomy places the organism in Eukaryota, Oomycota, Peronosporomycetes, Peronosporales, Peronosporaceae. The transcript has 2 exons. Bases 1 to 225 code for a protein of 74 amino acids. The record is from RefSeq and is a predicted model, not a curated record.
AUGAGGCUAUGUUUGGUGAAGCAGCCAGAUGAGAUCGGUCCCGAUAGCAAUUCAGGUCCUGGUCCUGUGCCGGUGGAGGGCGACCCUCCUGCGGCUCUUGUGAUCCUUGGUGAUGAACAGGACGGGUCAACUCUAUGCAAGAUUCCCGACAUGCGGCGGAGCACACAUGAAUCAAGUUGGAUUUGCCCUCCGCGAAAUGACGUUGUACAGAGUGGUCUUAAGUGA